This is a messenger RNA of Paramacrobiotus metropolitanus, 1846 nucleotides long. RefSeq lists its product as uncharacterized. The record is from RefSeq and is a predicted model, not a curated record. The transcript is spliced from 4 exons. Bases 253 to 798 code for a protein of 181 amino acids. NCBI's taxonomy places the organism in Eukaryota, Metazoa, Tardigrada, Eutardigrada, Parachela, Macrobiotidae.
ACGAGCAUCAUCGAUUUUCUGCGAAUGCGACGCAGCAACAAAUACUGCAGUUAUUAAACUGUUUGUCUUCUUGGCGUUACUGGCAAUUUUUCUUCUUCCUAUUUUUCUUUUUUUGAGCUUCCGCAGCUCUAAAUUUCGUUUUUGUGCUGAUGUGUCUCUUUUUCGCUGAUAUCUUGUGUUCACGAGUGAGUCUUGCACAGAAGGGUAAAUCGCUUUGCACUGAUUUUUCAGUUACUAGUGUGGGAAUGCUGCAUGUGCAAAAGUUUCUGCAAACGGAGCUCACAACAGGAAAGUUACUAUCGGACUUCGCAUCCAAUUUCGUCGGGAUCGGAUCCUCCGGGGUUCCGCGUACAGUCCGAUCCCUACAGUUUCCGUCGCAGUUCUACGGAGAUUCUGGAGUCGACGAUGCCGAGCCUGUUCGUCUCUUCCCUGCACUGUGCGUCCACAAUCGACAAUUACUGGGAGGUCAAGGAAGCGCGGAAUAGUGCGCUGGAGAAGGUUAUUACGGGGGUAACGGCGGCGUACGAAACUGCCUAUGGCGACCAGAUUGCAGCCUUUUCCACAUUUAUGAUUUCGGUGUUGCGAGACGGUCUCGUGCCGCAUCAACCGCAGACCACACCGUCGCGUUGGCUCAAGUUGGUCGCUACAUUUAUGAAUGGAACAGCCGAACGUUUCUCUAUCUUUGCCUCGUUACUGCCCGGUUUUCGCGAUUUAUCCCAAGACGACCAACGGAUCUUGCUGGUGGAAAAGCACUUGAUGAGCUGCGUGAAAUUACAAAAUCGCAAAACAAGACUUUGAUGGGAUACCUGUACGUGCUGUACAUGGACGCGUUGUACUGUUCCAUUGGGAAGCUUUUGAACGUUGCCGAUCGCGAAGUAAUCUACGCCAAAGUGAAGAUGAUUGUCAGCCGAUUCCCGCUUGAUCGACACAGUCUCGGUGAACUACUUUCAGAACGUUGAUAUGAAUAUCGCUCCGGUGCGUGCGCGUUCACUUGGCUUUAAGGACUGCCUGUAAGGUAAGCAGCGGCUACAGACGCCACCCCCUUGGAAAGUUUACUGUAUCCAAUCUGCUGCGAUGCUCGUAUACGAGGGGAAGUCAGUAGCGUACCUAGAUAAUCCCUGUACUUGCUGCAGUCACCGGGCUGGAGUAUGACGUUGCGGCAGCACUUAUGGCUAAUUCUGGCGCGGUAUAUAAGCACCAUGCGAAACCACAACGUCAAAGUCCAGCCGGGUGACGGCAGCGAGACCGAGUACUGGCACUACUGGUACAGGGAUCAUUUAGGUGCGCUACCGACAUCCAGAUUGCUCACGACAGCGUUGGUGAUGAUCUUAACGAAGAAAUUCUGCGGUUUUUGUUUGUUUUAGCACUUUUAGUACUGCUUGUUGAAUGCAGCACUCCUGCAAGGUUUUUUUCAUUUGCACUGUCCCAGUUUACGCACAAAUGCGAGGCCAUCAAGAAACGCGACCCCAUCACCAAAAACGACUGACACGUUUAAGUAAGAAGUGAAACGCCGGAGGCACUUAGCAUACAACGGUACACUACACCGGUGUGGUAACAUGAACGACAUCUACGGGAGGAACUGCAUAGGCCGUUUGCGUGGCCGUGUAUGCUUUCCGAGUGAAAUCACUGUACUAUAAAGUUGGAACCAUCUGCACUAUGUCACUUUCUACACUUUUUCUACGGGAAAAUAGAAAAUUUUAUUGAUUUUUAGUUGAAGAUAUUGUAACUGUGAAUAAGUUUAUUGCGCUAGCAUUUGUAGUUCUUUUGGUUUAUGUUGGCCGUUAAAGUAAAUUUUUUUGCAUCGCGCUUCACAGUGCCGCGCCCGAGCCGACCAGCGGCGCAGCAG